Molecule: messenger RNA, 733 nt
Organism: Pipistrellus kuhlii (Kuhl's pipistrelle)
Lineage: Eukaryota; Metazoa; Chordata; Mammalia; Chiroptera; Vespertilionidae
Product: vinculin-like
Exons: 4
Coding region: 107-661 (184 amino acids)
Biological process (GO): cell migration; cell-cell adhesion
Cellular component (GO): adherens junction; catenin complex
Molecular function (GO): actin filament binding; beta-catenin binding
Source: RefSeq, a predicted model, not a curated record
CUGCGGCAGCCCGCCCUGCGCCCCUGGCGGCCGGGCCUGGCGGGGGGCAGAGCCGGAGCGGCCCCCGCAGGACCACAGCACGGACAGCGGGAACAGAAUCACCCAGAUGACCCAGGACAUGGCCGAGGAGGUGCUCCUGAUGGCUCAGAGUCUACGGAGCAGAGGGCGCCUCCUGACCAAAGAGCAGCUCAUCGCCUCUGCCAGGAAAGUUGCGACAUCUGGACAGGACUUCGCCAGGCUCACCCGCAUCAUUGCGAAGAACUGCAUCGACCACAGGUGUUCUCAGGAGCUCCUGUGUGCUGUGGAGCAGAUCCAGACCCUGAGCAACCAGCUCCGCAUCAUCUCCAGUGUCAAGGCUUCGUUGGCCAGAAGCAAGUCCUCUGAGGAGCUCCUGCUGGGAAACGCACAGCAGCUCCUCCGGGCCGUCUCCAAGACUGUGAGGGCUGCAGAGGCUGCGAGUCUCAGGGGUUUGAGACAGCUGUCCUCCGAGGCGGAGGAGCGGGAAGUUGCCGCCUUCUGCAUGCAGUGGAGAAGGAAACUGCUGCAGCACCGGCUUCAGGAAACCUCCAGCCGGGACUGCGAUGAGCUGGGCCUGCGGAAAACCAGCACGAAAGCUCCCCCCACGCUCGCAGCCCUACUACCAGAGCAUUACGAAAGCUGAGAAUUGUUCUCCCAGAUGCUCUCCGACACUGGCCCUGAGGCUCUCUCUGGUCGCCAUGGGAACCAGCCUGUG